Osmerus eperlanus (European smelt) is the source of this 1354-nucleotide messenger RNA. Its product is annotated as transmembrane O-methyltransferase homolog. Gene Ontology annotation, biological process: developmental process; catecholamine catabolic process; dopamine metabolic process. The transcript is spliced from 4 exons. Lineage: Eukaryota; Metazoa; Chordata; Actinopteri; Osmeriformes; Osmeridae. Gene Ontology annotation, molecular function: catechol O-methyltransferase activity. The record is from RefSeq and is a predicted model, not a curated record. Bases 358 to 1131 code for a protein of 257 amino acids.
GUGGGACGGAGCUAACUAGAAAUAAUCUGUACACCGCAGUUUGACUAGGUAGCUAUAGUCUAAACUAGAUUACUGGAUGUAACAAAUUAGUUUAAUUGCUAGUUAUUGACUGUUAUUUUCGACAAAGUGCAGUGAUUGCAUGGAUAUUACUGUUGCAUAGAAACAUAGCCCAGUAGGCUACUGUACUCAGUCGUACAAUAGUAGGUCAAGACGAGGAAAGCCAAGAUACCGGAGCGUGUCAUGUGUUUCUGACAGAGCCGUCACAGCGAUUUUAAUGUCAAUAGCUAGUGACCAGCUAGCUACACAAGCAUCAUCUUCCUUCUUAUAUGUUUUAGACCCAAACACAUCUCACGACCGAUGUGUACGCUGUGCGUCUCCCUCUGUCUAGUUCCGGCGCUAGUGCUGCUAUUGUCAUCCCGUUAUCGUGUCUCUCUGACCGCGCUAUGUCGGCGUGUGUUGCAUCGGCUGCUGAAGUUAGCUCGGAGGAAGGUGUGUGUGAGGAGCACUCACUCUUUCGUGUUUUCCAACUGCACCCACGGCAAGCCUGACAGUGUCCUGGAAACCUUUGACCUCUAUGCCGAGACACACCCCUCCCUUAGCCUCUGCCCACAGGAAGGGGAGGUGCUGGAUGAGGUGGUGAGGCGCGUGGCUCCGCUGUGUGUGCUGGAGCUCGGGACCCACUGUGGCUACUCGUCCAUCCGGAUCCUGCGCCUGCUGCCCCCUGGUGGCCGGCUGCUCACGGUGGAGCAGGACGCUCAGAGCGCUGAGCUGGCUGAGGAGCUCAUACUGGUGGCUGGCUUCAAGCACACCCAGUUCCAGAUCCUCACCCAGCCCUCGGCGGAGGCAAUCCCAGCCCUCAGCUCUCAUCUGGGGCCGGAUGCCCGCCUGGACCUGAUCCUGAUGGACCACGACCCCCAGCAGUACCUCCUUGACCUGCUGCUCCUGCAGAGGCUGGGCCUCCUCAGCCCGGCUGGCUGCGUGCUCCUGGUCUGCAGGCCCCAGGGGCCCCGGAGCCUCUUCCCCCUGCUGGAGCACCUCAGGGCCCCAGCCUGCUCCGUCAGGGCCCGGGCUCCAGGCCUGCUGGAACUGAACUGUCACUCAGACCGCCACGAUGGAGGGGAGGGUUCAUAGUGGGGUUGUGUCUCGUGUUAGGUGUGACAUACUGUGAUUUUGUGCUCGUUUUUGUGAUGGUGACAUUGGCUAUUUUGUUAGUUGUGAAUUUGCAUGGAAUACUGUGAUUUUAGUAAUUCCAUCAUUUGGUCAUGAUUUGAUGAGGAGUCUUGACUCAAUUGCUAACAUUUUUGUAGUCAUCAAAAUAGUUUUUAGGUAAAUACUCUAAUGCAUAUUUUCUACU